Naegleria fowleri is the source of this 1998-nucleotide messenger RNA. RefSeq lists its product as uncharacterized. Gene Ontology annotation, cellular component: nucleolus. Bases 1 to 1998 code for a protein of 665 amino acids. Gene Ontology annotation, molecular function: mRNA binding. The transcript has a single exon. Lineage: Eukaryota; Heterolobosea; Eutetramitea; Acrasida; Naegleriidae. Gene Ontology annotation, biological process: regulation of translation. The record is from RefSeq and is a predicted model, not a curated record.
AUGAACAAAAACAACUCGGCAGCCGCUCCCUCUCAUAAAAAGAAUUCAUCUUCCUCUUCAUCAUCGGGUUCAAAAUUCAGAAAUAAAUCAUCCAAGACAGCAUCAUCAUCACAUAAACAACAUCAAUCUGAUGGUAGUGGAAAUAACAACACGGGAAGAAACCCUAAGUACAACAACAAAAAGAAGAAUGAGGCUGUAAAACGUUUACACUCUGAACGAGAGGAUUCUGGAAAAGCAGCUACAAGUACUUCUCACUCUGGAAAGUCAGGAAGUGGUGGAAUUGCUGAAUAUAAAAAACGAAAAUACAAGGAAGAUAGUAAUGUGAUGGCAAAGAGAGCACUUGAUGAAUUUCUCAAAUUGGGCAAAAAGAAGAGAAAGCAAAAAACAGAUAUUCUAGAAGAGGUGCUUCAUCAUCUCCAAGGAAGCAUUAGCAGUGUUUCAUUACGUUCUGAUAUGAGUCGUUUAUUGCAAGCUAUUCUCAAGUAUGGUACUGAUUCACAACGAAAAUUGGUAGUUGAUGAAAUUAAGAAUGAUCUUCGUGUCUUGUCAAGCAACAUUUAUGGACACCAAUUGGUCAAGAAGGUUAUGAAAUAUCAUGCUCUAAAGAUUAAGGAUGAUAAGGAAAGAUUAGAAUUCUACAAGGAAGUAUUCUUUGGAAAUAUGAAGACUAUGAUUCAACAACGAUUCUCUGGUGAAGUUCUUGACUAUUGCUACACUCGGCUAUGGAAUUAUACUGAGAAGAGAUUUUUCGUUCAAGAAUUUUAUGGAUCAGAAUUUUUAUGGACAACAGAAGAAAGUAAGAUGAACGAUUCACUUAAGGACUCAAUAUCUUCAAAUAGGGAAGGAGCAAAAUCAGUCAUCGUUUCAGAGCUGAAUUCUAUUGUUCAAACAGCAAUUCAAAAGAGAUUGAUUGACUUGACCAUUGUUCAAAAACUUAUCAUUGACAUUUUUGAAUGUGGUGAAAGCUCCCAUGUCAGAUUCACACUCUACGACUUGAUUGAAUGCAAUGCCAUCCCUCUCAUUCUUCAUACAUUGCUCGGUUGUAAAAUUUCUCUUCUCUGUAUUUCAUACGCCAACGAAAAGGAAAGAAAGAUGAUUGUGAGAUCAUUAUCACGAUCCAAAGUCGAUGUUGCAUCUGCAGAGGAAGCCAAUGCUGCUGGAGAGGCUGAAAAUGCUACAGAAGACAAAUCCAAAGAGGACGACCUCAUUAACAAUGAUCCCCACAAUUCAUUGGCUGUUUUGGCUGCUCAGGACAACUUUGGAUCGGUGGUUAUUUCGUACUUGUUCAAAUGCAUUGACGAUACUGUUUUACUGAACCAGAAAAUUUUGAAACAUUUCAGAAAAAUCUUACCUGAGUUAUUCAUUCAUGCUCAAGCGAGUCGACCAAUUCUCUACCUUCUAACGGGAAAUUCCAAGUGUCUGUGCAACAGCGAGGGUAUUAAAUUAUUCGAUCAUUUGGAGCUUAGAAAGGAGCUAUUGAAGGAUGGAGUUGUCAGUAAGAAGGGAGCAGAAAAGAUUCGACAUGAGCUUCUGCUUUCUUUUGGACCUUCUCUUGCGACUGCCAUUUGUGAGAAUAUGAAUGAAUUAUUGACCAAUCAACAUGGACAUAGCAUCUUAAAGGAAGCAGCCAUUCUCUAUCCAGAAAAUAAGGACUUUGAAAAUGUUGCCAAAAAAUUGCAAGAUCUCAUUCAAAAGACCACGAUUGAUUUCUCUAAUGCUCUCACUAAAACCACCCUUUCGUAUGCAAUUAUGGAGAGUAAGGAGGGAGGUUUUUGUGACAUGAUCUUUGAGGUUGUGAGGGGUAAAUGCAAGCAAUACAUUUUCGAAAAGAAGGCACCCUACAUUGUUUCUGCCUUACUUAAAACACGACAUGGACGCUCUGUGUUUGAUGAAAUUGUGAAGUUGAAAGCAAAGAUUGAAGAGGAAAAAACAGACAAGAAUUUCAUGUUUUUAGCAAAGGUUUUAGCAACAAAGCAGGAAGAAUACGAAAGUAAAUAA